Dissoconium aciculare CBS 342.82 is the source of this 2262-nucleotide messenger RNA. RefSeq lists its product as uncharacterized. The coding region runs from base 1 to 2262 and encodes 753 amino acids. Gene Ontology annotation, biological process: RNA 3'-end processing. The transcript has a single exon. Gene Ontology annotation, molecular function: RNA uridylyltransferase activity. NCBI's taxonomy places the organism in Eukaryota, Fungi, Ascomycota, Dothideomycetes, Mycosphaerellales, Dissoconiaceae. The record is from RefSeq and is a predicted model, not a curated record.
AUGGAGCACACAAUUAAGGGGGCCGGUGAGACUGGUCUGGAACAUUCGUUGCGGGACAUGAUUCUGCGCAACACUAACUCGCCAUCAACACACUACAAUAAUCUUCUGUCGCAAGCUGAGACGCCUAGAGUCAAUCAGACUGUCAAUCCACAGGGCUCAAACGCACGACCUCAAUGUAAUGAUUACCAGCGUUCACCACAAACACAACAUCAAGCACCGCAGCCAAGUAGUACGCCGGAUCGCAGAAACCUUCAAUCACAGCAUGCUCCGCAGGCACCGUAUCAUCGAACUGCGAACUAUGCUCAAGCCAAUCGAGGUGCCUUCAGGCAAAAUGACUCACAAUCACCUCAGCGUGGAAGUCGAGGCCCUCAAGCAGGCUACCACGGAUACUCUGGUCGAGGACGCGGCAAUAGUGAUGGCUUUCAUCGAUCUCAGUUUCUACCCCGUGCAGCAGUAGACCCAAACACUUUUCAGCGUGGUGGCCAGUCGCAACAACCGCAUUUGUAUGACCCACGCGUGCAGCAGCAGCACUAUCAGACCUCACGACUUGCCGUCCAUGAAGCACAGUCCCGUUUCCUCGAACAUCUAGCCGCUGCGGAAGUUGCUCGUGUGCGCAUGUCACCAGCUGAGCUCGAGGAAAAGGAGCGAUACCUGGCAGUCCUCUCCGAUGUUUGCCGAGAAGUGUGUGAAGCUGACCCUGAAAAUCUUCCUCUCAUUUCCUUGGAAAGCUUCGGCAGCAUUCGGUCCGGGUUUGCCAAUGCCGGCUCCGACAUGGAUCUUGUCAUAGUGGUCAGGGAUCAGACACCCUCAUCGGCGUGCUUCUCACUACACGAGCGUGGUCUCCCGAGAUCGCUGGAAAGGGCACUGUUGGAUUUGGGCUAUGGCGCUCGCUUGCUCUCGAGAACGCGAGUGCCAAUCAUCAAAGUGUGUCAGAAACCCGGCGAGAACUUAUUGAGCAAGCUUAGGGCCGAGCGGGAGAGGUGGGAUUUGCUGGAUCACGAUAAGAAAUAUCCGGAUACAAAUCAAGUCGAUGCUGCCGAUGUCGAUGUGUCUCAGACUCUGAAGAUCGAUGGUGGCGCUGCUGAGCCUGGUUCUUCUGCUGCCUCUACAGAGGACGGCGAGUUGGACUCGGAACGCUCCGUUAUGAAAGAAGCCACUACCAUCAAUACUUUACCAACGAAAUCACAAGAAACGCAAGAAGAAACGCCAACGUCAACAACUCCACAGAAGAAGUCAACGUGGACACGAGAGCGCCAGGCAGGUCCUCUGGACUUUCCAAAGGACGGCGUGGGGAUUCAGUGUGACAUCAACUUCUUCAACCCAUUAGGCCUUCACAACACGCAACUACUGCGCUGCUACUCUCUUUGUGACGCUCGCGUUCAGCCGAUGGUGCUCUUCGUCAAGCUGUGGGCCAAACGUCGCCGAGUGAACAGUUCCUAUUCUGGCACACUUUCCAGCUAUGGAUAUGUGCUCAUGGUUCUCCACUAUCUGGUCAAUGUAGCGCAGCCUCCAGUGCUUCCCAAUCUUCAGCAUUCAUGGCGCCCCAAUGCCAAUUGUACUCCGCAUGGCGCGAAUCGUGUCGAGGUCGAUAAUUGGACCGUUGACUUCUGGCGCAACGAGGAUGAGAUUUUGUCUGCCAUCGCCGCAGGCCAAAUGGUCUCGAACAAUGAGUCGCUGGGAUCGCUUCUCGCAGGUUUCUUCCAGUACUACUCUUCUCUUGGUGGAGGUGGAGGGAAGUCGCGACCUUUCCACUGGACACGGGAAGUAUUAUCUCUGCGCACGCGCGGUGGUAUUCUUACAAAAGAUGAAAAGGGCUGGGUCAAAGCUGCCACGGAGGAAUCGGAGGGCAAGCGGAUACAGCACCGAUACCUCUUCGCUAUUGAAGACCCAUUCGAACUUGCACACAAUGUCGCUCGUACAGUCACACAUAACGGCAUUGUUGCGAUCCGUGACGAAUUCAGAAGGGCAUUCCGCCUUCUGCAGGCUGUGGGUCAUGGGGAGGAUGUAGGGGCUGAGCUAUUGGCGCCGCUGACUGAGGCAGAGGAGCAAGCGUCAGAAACCAACAAUACCGGCAACGGACACAUCAAAGGCGCCGGUGGUGGCAGAAGACCCGUCGACGGCAAUACACUUCUGCCACCCACUCUUACACGACAGCAGCACGUCCCGCGUUCGGUGACAGCGCCACUGAAUGUGACUUCACAAGAUUCAUUCCCAGCGUUGCCUCGGAGCGCGUCACAGAACAAAGGACGCCAUCGAACUUGA